UUAUUUUAUUAGGUCGGCUAUUACAACAAGUCCCGCAGAAGUCUUCGCUUGCAACUUGGCUUACCUAAUUGAAUUUAAUAACUCCACAAACUACUGUGUAAUUGGACUGCCGUUUAGAGUGCAGAAAUACAGCAGUUAACUUGUGCAAAACACAGACAAACAUAUUUACCUUAUAGGUAGAUAGAUGUUUUGAUUAGGAAAGCUAUAAUUGGCAAAGUAUAUAGUCAGAUUUCAAACAAUUGUUGCUUGUUUUUGUUUAUCAAAUUACAAAAAUAAGAAAAAAAGAAGAGAGGAAAACAUUCGAAAAUAGAUGGAAGCCCUGGCACGUUAAACAGCUGUUAAUCACUAGUUGUUUCCUUUAAAGAAAGGAAUUCCAAAAUUCACUUUUAAUGUAGCUUAAAAAAGCAAGCAAUUUUAAAUUAUUGUGGAAAAUGGAUGGUGAUGAUUCAGCAGAAAUCGAUGUUAAUGAAGAAGGCGCAGAUGCAGGUGAAAACGCUGCUGAUGUAGCGGACAUGGCGAUGGAGCAGCAGGACGGUGCAGCUGCAAAUGCAGAGGUCGUGGAAGCCGAGGCAUAUGCAGAAGCUCCAAUUCGUGAAAUAGCCGCUGUAGCUGCAGCCCACGAAAAUAACCGCGUACGGCUGGAAAACAUGAUUGAAGAGGUGGACACUAUGUUUGAGGAGGUAAAUGAGUUGAUGGUCGAUGUGGCAGAACUGAUGCGCCACGCCAGUGAGCUAACAGAGGCCAUGGGCAAUGAUGACCCGACUGUAGCAAGUUUAGAAAUGGCUGAAGCUGCUCCGGCCAGUAGUGAUAUUGAUAAUUUGGCAGCCGAUCAGCAGCCUGAUCGGGAUAUCGUGGAUGAAGAUGCCCAUUUAAGUGACCAUGAUGCUAGCCCCAGUGGUUCUGAGAGCAGUGACAUUUCGGUGGACAGUCCAGAGAGCGAGGAUGACUCGGACGGAGAAGCGUUUCCACGCUGGACGAUACCACAAAAUCGCAUGCGAAGGGCCGUUGAUAUGCUUGUGUCACAGGCGCGCAGCAGCGAUGGUGGCAUAGCCGGUUUGCUAAAUCGUGACAAUUUUUUGCAACGCGUCCGAAGUAUGGUUUUCAGUCAGGAGCGGCGCAGUAGAGCCAGCGAUGAGGCAAGCGUUGAUGUUGGCGAUGGUGGUGGACCGAAUACAAACGAUGUGGCGCCAGCGGGGCUGCCCCCUCUACCACCACCUCCACCGCCGAUCGACAUUGACAUGGAGUUUGACACAAAUCUGCCUGCAGAGCAUUCUUAUUUUGGAACUAAUCUUAAUCGUGUUCCGGGAGUCGACUACCUUGAGGUUGGCAGCACGCAUCGUAUGCUGAUUUUCCUGCACCAGCACAUUCUCUUUCCCGGUGAAGUAUUGCCCUUCAUGAUUGACGGCAGCAUCAUAGACGAUGAGAUACAGGACAGUGGUCGGGAUGGCGUGAUCUUUGGCGUAGGCUUUCCACUAAUGCAGCCGCCCGACGACAACCCGCACAAGCUAUAUGGGGUUACUUGUCAAAUCUACGAGAAGGGCGAGGGCGGUCGCCAAAUGGUGUUCUACAAGUCGCGAGCUCUACAGCGCAUUGUCAUCAACUGUGACGAUAUACAAGGAACCUCUUACAGACCGCCACAAUACAUUGCUCGCAAUCCGACCACCAAGUGCUACAGCAAGGUAAAAAUACUGCCCGAGUACUUUCUGCCUGAGCCUCUAAAGUGCAUAGAUAUGGGCUCAAUGAAUCGUUUUCGCGAUAUACCAUCCAUGCGUGAUAAGUUUCGGCGCUAUCAGAUGGCAAGCACACCCUGGCCCAUGGAAGCAUGUGAGGAGUACUCAUUUGAAGACAUCGUCGAGAAGGCGCGCAAAAAGCUGGAGCAGCACAAGAUUGACACAAUGCCAAAAUGUCCGAUACAGUUGUCCUUUUGGCUGGUGCGAAAUUUGCACCUGACUGAAAAGAUGAUGCGGCUCACAUUUCUCACGGACUCGGUUAACACCCGUCUAAAGCUUAUUGGAGGUACCCUCAAAGAAGAGUCGCUGUUCUAUUGUCGCUACUGCAACAGUAGCCUAGCCUACUGCUCCGAUCUGUUUGCCAUGUCCAAGCAUGGCGUGCAGACUCAAUACUGUAAUUCAGCUGGCUACAUACACGAAACAAAUACGGUUUAUCGGGUCAUGGCACAUGCCAUUGGAUAUAGCGGCGAACCAUCCACCGAGUUCAGUUGGUUUCCUGGCUACCAGUGGCACAUCAUCUUGUGCAAGUUUUGCGCCCAGCACGUUGGUUGGGAAUUCAAAGCGGUUGAGCCGAAUCUGGCACCAAAGGUGUUUUUUGGGCUGGCUGGCUCCAGCGUCCGGAUUGGCAAGACAAGUGAACGCACCCCCGUUAACGGUAACACUUUUGUGGUCAGAAAUUUGCUGCGCCUAGUUUCCAGAGAUCUCGAAUGAGGCUGGCGUGUUGUGAAGCGUUUUUGCUGCGGCUGCUGUUGCCGACGCUGCGGUGCCGACAGGCGCGAAUUGUUUGAAUUGCAACAUCUCUAAUUUAUAAAUAAACGUAAGGCAUUUGGAGUUCAUUGUCGCUUAGACGUUUCACAACUAUGUAUUUCUUUCAAUCCCUUUACUUCUCCGGAGUUGAUCUAGGAAAUGCGGGUCGGGGACUUGCAACCAGAAAGAUUGAUUUACAUAAACAAAAAUUUAAUUUAAUCUAAUAAGUUUAAUUAAAUAUAAAACGUAUUUUACAAAUGUGACACUUAAGCUAACCACUUUGCAAAUUCAUUUUACAAUUGUCUCCAUAUGCUUACAAUGUUUUACUACUGUAUGUGAAUAAAUAUGCAAGUGUGCGGAAUGGA
This is a messenger RNA of Scaptodrosophila lebanonensis, 2842 nucleotides long. It is a transcript of the gene ohgt, whose product is annotated as protein cereblon homolog. The coding region runs from base 432 to 2441 and encodes 669 amino acids. NCBI's taxonomy places the organism in Eukaryota, Metazoa, Arthropoda, Insecta, Diptera, Drosophilidae. The record is from RefSeq and is a predicted model, not a curated record. The transcript is spliced from 5 exons.